CCCAAGCCCCACCUACUCCCGUGCAUAUGUCUGCUGCCACUGCCACUGCUGCUGCCCCUGCCUCGUCUCGUCCCGCCUCGUCCACCCCUGCUGCCAUGGCUGCCGUCCUCACAGGCAGUACUGUGCCGCCCUCUGCUUCUCCCUCCGCCCCUCUGCCCCCUGCUGCCUCCUCCUCCGCCUUCCGUGCCUCUGCUCUCGCCCCACCCGCCAUACCCACUACUGCCCCUGUCUCUCCUGCUGCCCCCUCUGCUGCUGCCACUGCCACUCGCACUACUGGGACUGCUGCAUAUGGUAACCAGGCUGCCAUGGUACAUGGUAACCAGGCUGCCAUGGUACACGGUAACCAGUCUACCAUGUCACAGACUGCCAUGGGACACGGCAACCAGACUGCGACAGCACACAGUAACCAGACUGUUAUGGCACAUGGUAACCAGAGUGCGUUUGCACAUGGUCAUGCGGGAAGCAUGGCGGCAGUAUCCAUGCAUGCACAUGGCCGCUCAUCUCCCCAUGGGGUGCCUCAUGCCUAUGCUGCUCCACAUGCUCAUGCCCAUCCACAUCCCCAUGCACACGCAUACAACCAUGCGUACGCCCACGCUCACAUGCAUGCGCACACCCACGGCCACAUGCCGCAGUCAGCCGUGCCGUUCUCCCAGUCGCCUGCGCAUGCGCGCCCCCAUGCCACCGCCCCGCCAAUGGCCGCCUCGCCGCACGCCCCCCCGAGGACUCCUACCCCUGCGCUUGGGGCGAGUGGAGCGGCAGCUCCAGCGCCAGGUGCAGGCGCUCGCACUGCCGCUGGUGGGGGUGGGGGUGGGGGAGGUGGUGGUGGUGGUGCAUUUGGUGGUCGCGGGGGCAGUGGGGGUGUGCAGGGCGGCAGAGGAAGGGGACCGGAGAUGGCAGGAGGCACAGCGCAAGGCAGCAAGGCAGCAGCUCCUCACAGUGCCAGAAGUCUGUCACGAGUGCCGCAGCACAGAGGGCCAGCCAUGCGCCAGCAGCAACAGCAGCAGCAACAACAACACCAACGGCAGCAGCAGCAGCAGAAGCAGCAGCAUCACCAACAGCAGCAGCAACAGCAACGGCAACAGCAGCAUCAGCAUCAGCAGCAGCGUCAGCAGCAGCAUCAGCAACAGCAACAGCAGCAGCAUUUCCAGCAGCAGUACCCCCAUAGGCCAGGGCAUUCUCAACCUGCCAGCAGUUUAGCACCAUCUGUUUCCCCAUCAGCACCCCCCUUACCUGCUGUGCCUGCUGUGCCUGCCACAGUGCCUGCUGUGCCUGCCACGGUGCCUGCUGUGCCUGCUGUGCCUGCUGUGCCUGCUGUGCCUGCAACGCUGCCUGCUGUGCCUGCCACAGCACCUCUCAUGCCUCCCACCCUUCCAACUGCUACAAGCCAACGCUUGUCAGGCUCCCCUUCACUGCCCACUCCCCCCCCACUCCCCGCAUCCCCGUCUCUCCCCACUCCCCCCUCCCUCCACUCGGCAAGGACUGUGGUUUCCCCGCCUCAUGCCACUGCACCCCAUGCUCUUCCCUCGCUCCCUGCCACCUCCACCCCUCCCCUCUCUGCGCUGUCUCCAGCUCCAGUUACCGUGCCUGCCAGUGCUGCCACCCCUGCCGGUGCUGCCGUGCCUGCCAGUGCUGCACCUGCCAAUGCCCCCUCCGCUGUCACUGCUGCCGCUGCAACAGUUUCCUCUGCAAAGCGUCCCCCCUCACCCUCCCCUGCCCCUGCGCCAUUGGCACCUGCUUUCUCCCCCUCUCCGCGCAUUACUAUCGCCCCCUCCCAACAUCCUGCUGUCUCCCCCUCCCACCCACCUCCUUUUUCCCUGGGCCGUGGAAGCAGCAGUCAGGCGGCGAUUGCAGGAGGAGUGGGCAGAGGCAGGGGUAUGCAAGUGGCAGCCGUGGCACGGACAGGGGCACCGGCCCUAGUGGCAGCUGCAGCAGCACCGGCAGCAGCAGCAGUGCAUGCAAGGGCAGCACCACUACCACAAGCAGCAUCAGCAUUGCCACACGCAGCAGCAGCAGCAGCAGUAGCACAUUUACCAGCAGCUCCGGGACAAGCACGAGCAGCAGCAGGCAGCAGUGGCAGUGCAAAUGUGAGUCACAUGCCUGUGCAGCAACUGCCCGGCCACGUAAGAUCAGCAAGUGCGCCGAUGCAUGCAGGAACAGCACCAGCGACGCAUGCAGCAGCAGCCACACGCACAGCAGCUGCACCCACAACGGCUGCAACGGUAGCAGCAGUGCCACAAGCAACAGCAGCUCCAAGAGGCGGAUAUACUCCUGCCCAGGCAAAGCCACAGCAAGUCUCGCCGAGGCAAUCAGUGCCGAACCAAGCAGUGCCGAGCCAAGCAGUCCCGAGCCAAGCAGUGCCGAGCCAAGCAGUGCCGAUCCAAGCAGUGCCGAGCCAAGCCGUGCCGAGCCAAGCCGUGCCGAGGCAGGGCAUGGCACGGGCUGCUGUGGCAGCUGUGCCUCACGCAGUGGGGGGGCAGACCUCAGUGGGUCCCUCGGUGCCACCCCCAGCUGCAGUGAAGCAGAGAGGCCUCGCUGCUGCUGCUAGUGCUGCUGCUGCUGGUGCUACUGUUGCUGCUGCUGCUCCUGCUGCUGCUCCUGGUGGUGGUGGUGGUGGUGGUGGUGCAGUUAUGGCAGCAGCAGGCACGGCAGGUGCGACAAAUGUGACACAUGUGAAGGCAGUAGAGAUUGGGAGGGGCCAACAGGGAGGAGGGGUGGCAGCACACGCAGGACACAUGGCGCAGCAGAGUGGCAAGGUGCAAGCAGGCGUGCAGACAGGUGCUAGUGCGGUGCAGCAGCCACACAGACCGCAACCAGCACAGACAACUGCGUCGGACUUUGCCGCACCAAUCACAGCCGCACCAAUCACGGCUGCACCAGCAGCAGUGACAGAGAAAGGCGCUGCAACUUUAUCCAAUGAAUCACAGCCGCAGGCGAAGCAGUAAACCCAGCGUCAGCAGCAGCAACAGCAGGAAGGCCUAUAGUGGCAGGAGCAGCAGUGCCAGCCCGAGCAGUAGGAGGCGGUGCAAGUGCCACACCGGCAGCGACUCAAUAAGCCAUUGCAAUGCCUGAAAGUGUAAGAGCUGAGGAAGUUCCCACUGCAGGUAGAUCACCUUCAGUAAGCUCGCGGUGAAAUCGUGAUGUAGAAUGGACGCUCAAGAUUGUAUCUAUAGAAGGAUGUAAUUUCCUACAGUAUAUUGUUAAUCGUCUGUUUAAAG
Molecule: messenger RNA, 3215 nt
Organism: Closterium sp. NIES-67
Lineage: Eukaryota; Viridiplantae; Streptophyta; Zygnematophyceae; Desmidiales; Closteriaceae
Source: the annotation of a GenBank genome assembly